CACCACACCAGAUGGGGAUUCCUCUGACUCUAAUAGUCUUUCAUCUUUUGUAGGAAAGUGAUUAGGUCAGUUGGAUUUAUGCAGCCAGUUGAUUUUAUUUCUCCCCCUGGAAACCUAGUCUGCUUCUUUCCUCUUAACAAAGGCUGCAACCUCCAGGGAGAAGGAGGGAGACCAACGCACAGAGAGAGAGAAUGGCUGUUGAGAGAAAUGAGACAGAGGAACAAGGGAGGGGAAGAGAGAUUCAGAGCUGCUCCUGCAGGAGCUAGGUGUCUGGACUUUCUUGUGUUAAAAUUGCAGAGCAUUCUGAAUAAAGAGCAAGUCUUCCUUGGGACCCACCGCUGCCUCUCAAAAACUGACCUGGCUCUGUGUGAGCUGCUCUGGCAGAUGUGGAACUGCAGAAUUAAUGGAGACGUGAUGAAAGCUUAGCCAGCCCCCUGGCAGGCAGGGGAUGCUGCCUCAUCCCUGACGAUCCGCAAUGGAAGUGCCCAGUACCAAAGAUUUCCACUGGAAAACCCUCGCACCCCUCCCCAGUGGCAGGGUCUACUGCUCGCUGGUGGAGGCAGGCGGCCAGGUCUUUGCCAUCGGAGGCUGCGACGACAACGGAGUCCCCAUGAACUGCUUCGAGGUUUACUCCCCCGAAGCCAACCAGUGGAACUCUCUCCCUCCCAUGCCCACGGCCCGGGCCGGAGUAGCCGUGGCCACCCUGGGCAAGCGAAUCAUGGUGAUAGGAGGGGUCGGGAUGAACCAGACGCCCUUGAAGAUAGUGGAGAUGUACAACGUAGAUGAUGGCAAGUGGAAGAAGAGGAACUCCUUGAGGGAAGCUUCGAUGGGCAUCUCUGUGACGGUAAAAGACUACAGAGUCUACGCAGCUGGCGGGAUGGGACUGGACCUGCGGCCUCACAACUACAUGCAGCACUACGACAUGCUCAAGGACAUCUGGGUGUCGCUCGCGACCAUGCCCACACCCAGGUACGCCGCCGCCUCCUUCCUGCGGGGCACCAAGAUCUACGUGCUCGGUGGGAGGCAAUCCAAAUACGCCAUCAAUGCCUUUGAGGUCUUCGACACAGAGACCAGGUCGUGGACCAAGUUCCCCAGCAUCCCCAACAAAAGGGCCUUCUCCAGCUUCGUGCCCACGGAGCACAACCUCUUCAGUCUCGGGGGGCUGCGGCAGGGCAGGCUGUACCGGCAGCCCAAGUUCAUGAAGACUGUGGAUGUGUUUGACAUUGAGCAAGGCGGCUGGAUGAAGAUGGAUCGCUCCUCCUUCCUGAAGAAAAGGCGAGCGGACUUCGUCGCUGGCUACUUGAAAGGACGAGUCAUCGUGGCCGGGGGACUAGGGAACCAGCCAACGGUCCUGGAGUCAGCUGAAGCCUUCCACCCAGGGAAGAACAAGUGGGAGAGCCUGCCGCCCAUGCCGACCCCCCGCUGCACCUGCUCUAGCAUCGUGGUGAAGAACUGCCUGCUGGCCGUUGGCGGAGUGAACCAGGGCUUGAGUGAUGCAGUGGAGGCACUGUGCAUCUCUGACUCCUAGCCAGCCCCUUUCCAGUUCCCACCCCCUGGCAGGUCCAGCUCUGAGGUCCCGGGAAAGCGGCAGUGGCAGUGAUGCUGUCAGGAUCAGCCUCGCGUAGUUUGCACCCUGCUCUCUCCUGCUGCACCCCUAGCUGCCUUCACAGAACGUCCAGGGGAAGGUAGGCAGCGCCCCACCCUUGUGUGCACAUCUCUGAAGCCAACACUGCUCUGAAGCUGUUGGCCAGCAGGGGCUCCUGAUUGUCUAUUAGUCAGCCUCGGUACCCAGGGGCAUCACCCCUUCAUCUCCACCCCCAUCCAGGACCCCUCGGUCCUAUGCCAGCCCCGAAUUGCUGAAGAACGCACCAGCCUUGUACCACAGUGCAGGAGAUUGACCAGCCUAGGAGGAGCACUUUGGUUGGGGGGGAUCCACUCUGACCACCUGCAAAGGUCCAAGAAGGAGCUUGGCUGAGAAGAGCGCCCCACGGAGCCGGAACAUCGUGUCCCCUGCCAUUGGGAAAGGACCCUAUAGAUCAGGGUACGCCGGGCCUACGUCCUCGUACUCUACUGUGCUUCUCUAACCAUAGCUCAGAGCUGCAGUGCUCACAUGAAAACCCUGUGUAGCCAGACACGCUGGUUAAAGAAACCCCACUGACUCCAUUGUUUGGGUGGAACCAGCCUUCCUGUUCUAAUGUGACAUUACGCUUGCCAAGCACCCAGGGUGCAAGACAUCCCUCCCUGCGCAGAAUCCCUUGGCGAGCUACAGGGGAACUUCCUAAUCAUAUAAGCUAGAAUGGAUGGUGAGCGCCAUCAGCCAGAGAGAAGCCAGUCCAAUGUCUGGGUUGACAGCAACUUCAUUGCCCAUUAACUUGUAGAAUUUGCCCAUUGCUUGUGCCCGGAGCUGAAGCCAAGUGUUGCCAGCACUCCUGGGUGUGCUCUGACAGAUGGAGGCAUGCAGGGCUAGUUUGAGGACUGUUUGAAGCAAAUGGAUGGCUCUGCAUUUAGCAUAGAACAGGCAGACCUGCCUUCACUCAUUCUGACACAGAGAUGGGGCUGAGCUGCAGCAUUCAGAUCCGGUUCCAGGUUGGGAUUUUAAUGCCCAUGAUGCUCCAGGGUGCUCAGAUCCAGGAUUUCACUUUGGCUCACUUCACAGAUAAAGGACCAUUUGCAAAACCUGGACCCCGAGCUAACUUUGGAUUUCCAACACCCCGAGAGAUUAGGGGAUGGCUUUGGACCCACCUCUACGUACACACAUCCCACAGUGAAGCCAGAAUGCCAUAGCGGUCACUUCCUCUUCCUUGGUUUUGUUUAAAUUUGUAUCUGUGGUUUGUGGCCAAAUGCUCUUUGAUGGAUGGGUUGCGAUUCUUGCUCAUAGCAGCAGCACAAUUAAAACCUGUAUUCGCUGAGCAAAGGCUCUCUGCAGUGAGAGAUUCUGUAGGUUCCUCCCUGCUACGGAGGGAUCAAACUGGGGAGCUGCAAAGCUGGGGCAGCAUGGACUAAAGGGAGAGGGAGCCAGCCUGGGAAAUUCUUAUUGUUGCUAGCAAGCGUACAGACUGACAUCGAAGGCCCUGCACUAGGGCAGCCUUACCGCUGCUGCAGCCACCAGCCUCGCGGGCUUAUUGUCUACAUUCCUUAAUAAAGUCAUUUGCCUUGGAGGAAACUGGGAUUUACCAGUGAACAUCCCUCCCCAUCCUGUGCAGAACAAGCCAGGGUGUAGCUGCAGGGUUGGGGGUGUGUGGAGGA
Messenger RNA from Mauremys reevesii (Reeves's turtle), 3246 nucleotides. RefSeq names its product kelch domain containing 8A (gene KLHDC8A). The transcript is spliced from 7 exons. Lineage: Eukaryota; Metazoa; Chordata; Testudines; Geoemydidae. Bases 476 to 1528 code for a protein of 350 amino acids. The record is from RefSeq and is a predicted model, not a curated record. Gene Ontology annotation, molecular function: protein binding.